Messenger RNA from Diaporthe batatas, 1014 nucleotides. RefSeq lists its product as uncharacterized. Lineage: Eukaryota; Fungi; Ascomycota; Sordariomycetes; Diaporthales; Diaporthaceae. The transcript has a single exon. The coding region runs from base 1 to 1014 and encodes 337 amino acids. The record is from RefSeq and is a predicted model, not a curated record.
AUGGCUGACAAGAACGAAGAGUGGAAAAAGCAAGAGAGAGAGAUCAUCGACAAGUUCUUCACAGAGAAGGUGCCCAAUGCACUGGAUCCGCCUACCGCUCUCUGCACCGAGGAGUCAUGCAUCAAUUUUGCCAAGACUACCCUACAAACAGACGACAUCAUUCCUGUCGACAACCAGGGUUCGAAUAGCUUUACUCUCAUCAGCAGAAGCCUGAAGACUGUGAUUCAGUUCCGUCUGACUGCGUUUCGCACCGAUGCUCUCCGCUUGGUAAAUGAAAUCUACGGCGAUCUCGUCCCAGAGGUCAAGUUCCACGAAGGGUUUCCACUGCCAGUUUACACCAGCCGAGUAAUCCCUGGAAGGUUUCACGUCCUUCAACCGUUCCCCGAGGCUCAGUUUCCGUUGGCGAGGGAAAGGACGACGGUUGCAGAGUUGGGAGCGUUCGUUGCGAAAGCAGCAUUCUUCGUUCAACCGAACCAUAUCCCGACGCCAGCUGGACACAUACUGCAGCCAAGUGUCCAUCUCCUGGAAAAGUUACCCGCAGUACUGACGCACCACAACUUUUCUCAAGUCAAUAUCCUCGUUGACGAUUCUGGACAUUUGACGGGGGUCAUUGACCUUGAUGAGGCGGGUAUCGAAGUGUUUGGCAUGUGUAUAUGGGGCUUGUAUGAAUGCUUCUUUGGCAUGAUGGAAAAUGGGAAAUGGUCUUUCUACGACACGGUUCUGGAUGGCGGGCCCCGAGAGGCAAAUACUAUUCGACAAGGUCUUGAAAACACAUUCUGGGAAUCGCUGUGGGCCAAUACCCCCGCUGGCCUGAAGCAAACAGAGACAGAGCAGGCGGUCAUGGUAUCACUAAGUGUCGGUGUUAUCAAUAGGUACUUCAUCCAGGGUAUGGUUGAUGAGGUUGAUCCGUCGAAGAGCGUCCACCGCAUGUCGCUAGUGUAUGCCAAAGGCAUUCUACCUCAAGUCUGGAAGGCCCAGUCGGGCGGACCUAUAGUUGAGGAGGAUACUAAAUGA